CUCAUAGACGUGGGUUUUGCGAACAAUCCGGCGACCCUUUUGCUGUUUUCUUCUCUUGAUGAUCAUCAUCAUCAUCUUCUUCGUCUUUCUUUUUUCCAUGCACUUCAUCUCUCUGCCAGCUAAUUAACGAUCCAUAUACAAUAUAAUUUCUUUCAUGAAGCUGGACUCUGAUUUACUUUCAUUGGUCAGAAACACCGGCAGAACCCCAUUUUCAAACACCAUAUAAAUCCAAAACCACAUGCCCACUCUUUCUUCAUAUCUCACUCUUGUCUUCUCUCGUUUUCAUUCAUAUCCUCUUCUCUAAAAUGGCACUCGCUAAAGAAAGAAACCCUAACGAUCACUCCUCACACAUGUCUGGUUUAGUCCAUCAAUCAUACACAUUUUACGGAAGUGCCAUUGGAGAAGUCGAAGAAAGUGAAAGCCCAGAAAAGAAAGGGAAUUUCGCUGGAAGUUCAUCGAACUCUUCUUCACUUUCAAGUCCAAGCAGCGCUACGAAUUCGGUUGGAUUUCUAUACCGAAGCACCACAAAUCAUCAACAACAAUUACAACAAGAAGAAGGUCAUUCGGUUAUAAGCUUCAAGCCAGGAUACUACGAUAAUAGUUUCAUGCAAAGUGGUAGUGGUUCGUGUUUCCUUAGCUUUGAAGAAAAUGAAGAACAACCCUAUUCGAGUAACUUGAGCCCCGAUCAUCUUAUGAAUUUAGGGUCUAGUUCCUUCGAUAGCUUACGCUUGCUGGAAAAUAUGAAUUGCAUUCAAAGUCGUAACAUCAAAGAAAAUCAUCAUGAGGAAUUUGAAUCAUUUACAUGGCCAAAUCCUUCUUCUUCUGACAAUUACAAUGCCACACAAGAAUCAAAUUUCCAUAAGCGUAGUCAUUCGGGAGAGAGUGAUCAAGCUUUCAAAAAACAAUGUACCACUAACACAGCAACAAAGAAGAUUAAGCAAAAGUCAACUCAAGUUCAACCAAAGGAUCCACAAAGUAUUGCAGCAAAGAAUCGUAGAGAACGAAUCAGUGAGCGGCUGAAAGUACUUCAGGAUCUCGUGCCAAAUGGUUCCAAGGUUGAUUUGGUUACCAUGUUGGAGAAAGCCAUUAGUUAUGUGAAGUUCCUUCAGUUGCAAGUGAAGGUGUUGGCAACUGAUGAGUUCUGGCCAGUACAAGGUGGAAAACCACCUGAGCUUUCACAAGUUAAAGACGCGAUUGAUGCUAUACUUUCUUCUUCCCAAAGAGACAGAAGUUCAAGCUCUAAAUAAGAUUCCAAAGGAAAAAAUUCUAGAAACCAAGUAUUUAGAAUUCGAUCACAAUCCCGGAGGAUCAGAAAGAGAGGGGAACAAGAUUCGGUAUAGGAAGUUUUAAUUUAGUUUUAGUUAUAAUACUCUUCCAAAUCCAUUUCAUUUUUUAGUACUCUAAGUGAUUAUAUGUAUUCGGUUAUGCUUGUAUUAAGUAAAUAAG
Messenger RNA from Lactuca saligna, 1446 nucleotides. Lineage: Eukaryota; Viridiplantae; Streptophyta; Magnoliopsida; Asterales; Asteraceae. The record is from the annotation of a GenBank genome assembly.